AUGGCAUGCUCGACUGCUUCCGCAAGAUCAUCCGCAACGAGGGGUACGCAACGCAUUUCAGCCAGCAUUGGGGGAUCUUUAGAGCUUACAAAACACAGUGCCUCGAGGCUAUACCGCGGAAUCACCGCCCCCAUUCUCAUGGAGGCCCCUAAGCGUGCGACCAAGUUUGCUGCCAACGAUGAGUGGGGAAAGAUUUACCGCAACAUUUUCGGCGCCGCCAAGAUGAACCAAUCCCUGUCCAUUUUGACCGGUGCCAGCGCCGGUGCUACUGAAGCCUUCGUUGUUGUUCCCUUCGAGCUUGUCAAGAUUCGUCUGCAAGACAAGGCUUCUGCCGGAAAGUACAACGGUAUGCUCGACGUCAUCCGCAAGACCAUCAAGACCGAGGGUAUUUUGGCCAUGUACAACGGUCUCGAGAGUACCAUGUGGCGCCACGUUCUCUGGAAUGCCGGUUAUUUCGGCUGUAUUUUCCAGGUCCGCCAGCUGCUCCCCAAGGCCGAGAACAAGACUGCGCAAGUCACGAACGACCUGAUUUCGGGUGCUGUUGGUGGCACUGUUGGUACGAUCCUCAACACCCCCAUGGAUGUUGUCAAGUCGAGAAUCCAGAACAGCCCCAAGGUAGCCGGUCAGACGCCCAAAUACAACUGGGCUUGGCCUGCUGUCGGUACCGUUGCCAAGGAGGAGGGUUUCGCAGCUCUGUACAAGGGCUUCCUUCCUAAGGUUCUCCGUCUAGGCCCUGGAGGUGGUAUCUUGCUCGUUGUCUUUACAGGCGUUAUGGACUUCUUCCGUAACAUGAGAGCCGAAGCUUAA
Colletotrichum truncatum is the source of this 807-nucleotide messenger RNA. NCBI's taxonomy places the organism in Eukaryota, Fungi, Ascomycota, Sordariomycetes, Glomerellales, Glomerellaceae. The record is from RefSeq and is a predicted model, not a curated record.